This is a messenger RNA of Prunus avium (sweet cherry), 2850 nucleotides long. RefSeq names its product 40S ribosomal protein S27. NCBI's taxonomy places the organism in Eukaryota, Viridiplantae, Streptophyta, Magnoliopsida, Rosales, Rosaceae. The record is from RefSeq and is a predicted model, not a curated record.
UUUGAUAAAACGCCAUUAAAAGUCCAAAAUUUACGACUUUACCUCACACUUCUUCUCUCUCCGUAAGCAGCUCUCUGUAACCAUUAAGAUCACACAGAAGAGAACAAACCCAAAACCAAAAUCAAACAACGCCAUGGAAACGCAAGACAACGAGAUCGAAAACCUCAACAGCACCUCUUCAUGGAGUUCCGCCGCAAACUGGAACAUCGCCGGUGGCUCUCUCGUAAAUUGCGUCUCUUUCGAGUCGUCUUUUUCUCCGAUCGACGACGAGACUCUAAAGUCCACCUCUGAAUCCUCUCUUAUUCUGCACCCUCCAUCACCCGAUUCUGUCCCUUGCGAGAUCACCAUUAAUUUCACGCAGAAACAUGAGAUCCAGCAGGUUUAUGUUCGGAGUACUGCCCGAGUCUAUGAGAUAUACUACGCACCUGAUUUGCAGAGUGGCAAUGAGUAUCUCUGUACGGUUCGCUGUGGAAUUGCUGACAGAGAUGAAGAAGUGCUUCAUACAGGUGAUAAUGAAGAAGUACGUUCUACAAAUUCAAAUGGGUCUCUUAAGGACCCAUCUGAAGAAAACUCAAGAAAUGGAAAUGGUCUGAACACCAGUGAAGAUGACUGGAUUGAAGUGAAAGUCCCAGAUACUCAUGUGCUUGAUAAUAAAAUCAAAUCCUUGCCAUUAAAGUUGGGUUCUGCACAGGCUUUUUAUGAAGCUACAGCACAGAUUAGUGAUGCAAGCCCUUGUGUAUCGCUCACACUUCGUCUACUGUCGCUUGAGAGGAAAGAUUGUGUUUGUGUUGAUGAGGUCUACGUGUUUGCUGACCCUGUUGAUUCAGCUGAUUCAGAAAAUCAAGUGAGUGCCGUGGAAAGCUCAGCUGGGAGUUCCCUCAUGGCCAUGCUUGUGCCUACUCUUUUACAAUUUUCUAAAACAAGCGGUGCUCACCGAACACAAGACAGGGGCAAUUCUGAUACAUGGGAAAAACAGAACUCCCUAGAGAUUGGGUCACAAACAGUUGGUUCUACCAGUGCUGCAACUAAGAUUCAGGAGGAAGGAAAAGCCAGCAUACCUGAUCACCAAGAAGUAAAGGUUCAGGAUGUGAAUAGGGCUACUGUGGGUACAGCCCAAUUACAGACCCCGCCACUAGUUCCUUUUAGAGAAAGCAAACCUGAUUCCCCUCCAUAUAGUCAUGUAGAAAGAGCUGUGAACCAGCUUUGUUCUCGAAUGGGUAGAAUAGAGGAUCUGUUUUUGAGGUUUGAAGAAAAUAUGCUAAAACCAAUAAGCAGUAUUGAGGCAAGGCUUGAAAGGGUAGAGCAGCAACUUGAAGUACUCACAAGAAAAUCACAGAAUUCCGGGUUGCCAACAUGCUCAAGAUUCUGUGCACCUUCUUUCUCAUGCAUUGAGUCUGAAUCCAACUCUUUCUACAAUAGUGGAAAUGAUUAUCGCCGUUGGGAGGCUUUUGAAUCAGGUAAGAAUGACGUUCAAUUGGAUGCACUCCCGACCACACCUUAUGACAUGUCUGGUUCAAAUUCCCCUCAUUUGUUCCCAAGUCUAGUAGUAACUGCUCCUGAAUUUUCAAAUGGUGAUGAUGAGGAGGAGGAAGAAGAAGAAGAUCAUGAAUCAGAUGUAGUGGUAACUCCUUCAGAAAAUAAACCAAGGCCUGCUUUGACAAUUGAUGAUGCUUUAGCAUCUGCACUAGCUGGAUUCAUGUCUUUGACUUCAACCCAGCCUCAGAAAUAUACCCAAACCCUUUCGGUUAAAGCUCCUGAUUUUUUAAAUGAGGAAGAUGGUAGUGUUGACAGAAAAUCUCCAGCAAGUGUUGAAAAUGAUGUAGGCGCAGAUCCUUCCAUGUGCUCUGGUGCAAUUAAUGAGACAAAGAGCGUAAAAGAUUCAGUUGCUGAUUCAGUGAAAAGUUCUUCAGAGCGUGAGGGGAAUGUGAUAAGAUCUCCUAAUGAUGAGCACACUGAUAAAACACUCGGAGUUGAUGGACUGCACCAGCGUUAUGAGGGUGGAGAAGAAGGAAAACUUGUUGAUGGCAAGAGCAUUGGGAAUGCAGUUGAUCUAGCCAAUCGUGGCAUGAUGUCUAGAACUGAUUUUUGUCAGAUAACAGAAGAGAUUGAAAAUGGAGAAGUCAGCACGGAGAUAAGCAACAUCCUGGAUCUUGAUAAAACUGAUAUACCAAACUCGUUGCCUCAAGAUCAGACUGAUGAUGGACACGAUAACACCCAGGAAGAUACUUAUACAGAGUCUGAUUUAACUACUCCAAAGGAAGCGGCAGAAGAGAAUCCUGACAAAGAUAUUCUGAAGAAUAUCCUUGAACUUUCACGCGCUGCUUCUGUGGUGGAUUUUGGGACUCCAGUUCUGGAUGUGAAAUUUACUUCUCAGGAUAGUUACGAUAGCCCCUAUUUUUCUCUUGAAGCUCUUUUAGCUGAGUUGCCAGAAUCAAAGACCGAAGCUCCUUCCGUCAAGGAAACUGAUGAUGCGGCCCCGGUUGGUGAGGGUUGUAAGUUGAUUUUGGUGGAGGAUGAGGAGCCAGUUGGUCCUGCCCCCGAUGGUAAAUUCUCUGUGGAUAUGGAUUUCUAUAGUGUAGGAGAACCUUUGAGCAUGUGGGAUGACGAUACAUGCAAUAGCCAUGAGACAUUUGCAGCAAGUCUCAUUUGAUGACUCUGUCUCUUCACAACUUUGUUAAUCUUCUGUACAUAAAUCUGGGCUAGACACUAAGACAAGAGUUGGUUGUGUAAUACUGAUUGUGGUCUGUUUCUUCUCUUCGUCAUUACUCGUAUAAACCAAUUCGUAUUGAGGUAUUUUGAAUCCUCAAUUGUGAAUCGUAGAUGUGCGAACCCUGAAAUUAAUAUAUAAAA